AUGGCCUCCAAACGACCCAAUUUUCUCAUCAUUGUGGCGGAUGAUAUGGGCUUUUCUGAUGCUGGCUGUUUCGGCUCAGAGAUUCGUACCCCAAACAUUGACAAACUGGCAAACGAUGGAAUUCGUCUCACUGGUUUCCAUGCUGCAGCCGCCUGUUCCCCUACAAGAGCGAUGAUACUCACUGGAACAGACCAUCAUAUCGCCGGUCUCGGCAAUUUGAUCGAAUGGACCGAUUUCAGCGGACAGAAUUUCCCCAAGGGGAGCAAGUAUUCCACCGCUCCUCAGAGAGGCAUGCCGGGUUAUGAAGGUUACUUGAACUCGAGGGUGGCGUCACUGCCCGAAAUAUUGAAAGACGGAGGAUACCAUACUAUCAUGAGCGGGAAAUGGCAUCUCGGUCUUACCAAGGAAAGAAGCCCCCACGCGCGUGGUUUUGACCGAAGUUUGGCGUUGUUACCUGCAUGUUCAAAUCACUACGAUUGGAGACCAGAGGCGGACUUUCCCAAAUUCUUGGAAAAGAGCGUCAUUGCUUUGCACAUGGAGGAUGACCACUAUGUCCAGGAUCUCCCCGAGGGCUGGUACUCCAGUAAUGGCUAUGGAGACCGAAUGCUGAAAUACCUGGAGGAAUGGAGAGAGGACAAGGAACUCUCCCCCAAACCAUUCUUUGCAUACUAUCCCUUUUCUGCCCCCCAUUGGCCUCUGCAAGCACCCAAAGAGUACAUUGAGCACUAUCGAGGCGUCUAUAAAGAUGGGCCGGAAGCGCUCCGUCAGGCACGAUUGAAGAAACUAGUUGAAUUGGGCAUGAUACCCCACGAUGUCAAACCCCACCCAGUUGUCGCAGACGAAGUCCAAGGGUGGGAUGAGAUGGAUGAUUUCCACCAAAGGGCCUCCUGUGCGGCAAUGGAAGCAUAUGCAGGGAUGGUCGAGUGUCUCGACCACAAUAUCGGUCGAGUGACCGAUUACCUCGAGAAAAUUGGCGAGCUGGACAACACCUAUGUCAUGUUCUUCUCCGACAACGGUGCUGAGGGAGCAGCAUAUGAAGCAUAUCCCAUGGUUGCCGGCGAGUUGAUGGCCCAUAUCGGCAAGUACUACGACAAUUCCCUCGGCAAUAUCGGCAGCAAGGAUAGUUUUGUAUGGUAUGGUCCUCGAUGGGCUCAGGCCGCAACGGCCCCUAGCCGACUGUAUAAAGCAUACACCACCGAAGGCGGUGUUCGCGUUCCGUGCGUCAUUCGCUAUCCCCCAAUCCACCAAGGCCGAAAAGGAGAAAUAAGCGAAACCUUCGCCACUGUCAUGGACAUUGCGCCGACGCUCCUGGCACUGAGCGGUAUCAAACACCCCAGUCCAGAAUGGAAGGGCCGCCAGGUCGUCCCCAUGCGUGGAAAGGACAUGUCAUCCUGGCUGAAAGGAGAGACCCAACUCAUCCACGACCCCAACGAGGCCUUUGGAUGGGAACUCUGCGGCCGCGCCGCAAUCCGCAAAGGCCCGUGGAAAGCCGACUUCAUCCCUUACCCCAAGGGGACGUCUGCCUGGCAACUGUACGACCUGUCGAAAGAUCCCGGCGAAACCGAGGAUCUGGCUACCCAACACCCGGAGAUUCUGCAGGACCUGCUCGCGCUCUGGGAGACGUACUGCGAGGAAACGGGCGUGGUCCCUCUGCAGCCGGAACUCGGGGCGCGGUUCCACGAGGCGGUCGAGGCGCAGAUGAAAGAGGGCGAAUGGAUCGAAUACGAGUACUGGAAGCCCGGGGCCCUGGAGGAGCGUAACAGGCAAGACUUUGUCAGGCAGAUUGCCAAAGUAGCGGACCCGCGUAUCAAGGAGGCCACGGCCGGUUAG
Rhinocladiella mackenziei CBS 650.93 is the source of this 1830-nucleotide messenger RNA. RefSeq lists its product as uncharacterized. The coding region runs from base 1 to 1830 and encodes 609 amino acids. Gene Ontology annotation, molecular function: arylsulfatase activity. NCBI's taxonomy places the organism in Eukaryota, Fungi, Ascomycota, Eurotiomycetes, Chaetothyriales, Herpotrichiellaceae. The transcript has a single exon. The record is from RefSeq and is a predicted model, not a curated record.